Helianthus annuus (common sunflower) is the source of this 1933-nucleotide messenger RNA. RefSeq names its product amino-acid permease BAT1 homolog. Gene Ontology annotation, cellular component: membrane. The record is from RefSeq and is a predicted model, not a curated record. NCBI's taxonomy places the organism in Eukaryota, Viridiplantae, Streptophyta, Magnoliopsida, Asterales, Asteraceae. Bases 620 to 1918 code for a protein of 432 amino acids. Gene Ontology annotation, molecular function: L-lysine transmembrane transporter activity; L-alanine transmembrane transporter activity; L-glutamate transmembrane transporter activity. The transcript has 6 exons. Gene Ontology annotation, biological process: gamma-aminobutyric acid transport; transmembrane transport.
AUUGUCAAAUAUAUAUCGGCUAUGCUAAUAUAGCUGUGUUAAGCUGGCAGUCAAUAAUUAGUUAAUUGUGUUUGGACAAAAGUUUGAAGGUCCAUAACGGCGAUUUUCUCAAAAGAAAUUCUAGUUGAACUUGAAAUGACCUCAAAAAAGCUAUACGAGCGAAAUCUAAUUGAAAAAAACACUGUAUUUAUACACGAAAUAUUUUGGUAGUUUGGUACCACCUGUAAAAACUCUCUUGAUAGAUAUGUAAUGACCGGACAUUUAUGACUGCGGUAAAAAAAAUCUUGGAUCCUUCACUGUAUGCAUUCAUGGUUGACAUGAACGCGACCCUUUAACCCAAAUUUUUAUUGUAAUUUUUAAAUUGAUACACUAGCCUUAUAUAUUUUGACAUAAAUUACUCAAUUAGUUUAUGUUUGAACAUACAACAUUUCUAAAAGAUAUAUAAAAUAAACGGGUCAACCCACAAACCUGCAAGGUCAAUCCGAACACGACCCGUUUAGCUAAAUGUGUUCGCAGGUUCAACCCAUACCCAUUCAACUAAAUCAAAACCUGCGAAUUACAUAUCACACCUCUAGGAAAGAUGAAGUAUGUUUCCAUACCCAUACCCGUUUAGCUAAAUAUGUUCGCAGGUUCCACACAUUUGAAGUCUGUAUGUUUCUGUACGCGAUUCUCAUGCAUUUCAAUUCGUUUCGCACAAACAUGUUACUCUUUACAUAUGUACAACAUUGUAGGACAGUGGGCUGUUACAACAAGUAUAAACUUUUCACUAGCUCAGUUGCUUCAAGUAAUCAUUCUUUUAAGCACGGGUGGCAAAACUGGAGGCGGAUACCUUGCAUCUAAGUACAUAGUUCUUGUCAUCCAUGGUGGUCUUCUUCUUGUACACGCGGUCAUAAACAGCCUCCCGAUCUCGUUUCUAUCCUUCUUUGGACAACUAGCAGCUGUCUGGAACAUUUUAGGUGUCUUUUUUCUGAUGAUUUGCAUACCCAUGGUUGCAAAAGAAAGGGCUAGCGCGGAAUUCGUGUUUACGCAUUUUAACACCGAUAACGAAGCCGGAAUUCAUAGUAAACCGUACAUAUUUCUUGUUGGAUUGCUUAUGAGCCAGUACACAUUGACCGGUUAUGAUGCCUCUGCUCAUAUGUCGGAGGAAACAAAGAGUGCGGAUAUAAACGGGCCAAAAGGAAUUAUUAGUUCAAUUGGAAUAUCUAUAAUUGUUGGAUGGGGCUAUUUGAUUGGAAUAACUUUCGCGGUUACUGAUAUCCCGAGCCUUUUAAGCCCAGAUAAUGACGCUGGUGGUUAUGCCAUUGCUGAGAUGUUUUACCAAGCUUUCAAGAGUCGGUAUGGGAGUGGUACCGGAGGCAUCAUUUGCUUGCUUGUUGUCGCUGUAGCUAUUUUCUUUUGCGCCAUGAGCUCCCUCACAAGUAAUUCCAGGAUGGUAUAUGCAUUUUCAAGAGAUGGUGCAAUGCCGUUGUCAUCGGUAUGGCAUAGAGUUAACCACCAGGAAGUGCCGAUAUACGCUGUUUGGCUCUCGGCCAUUGUAGCAUUCUGUAUGGCCCUCACGUCUCUAGGGAGUAUCGUGGUAUUUCAAGCCAUGACAUCAAUAGCAGUGAUCGGGUUGUACCUAGCCUAUGCACUACCAAUAUUCUUCAGGAUCACAUUGGCUCGUAGAUCAUUUGUGCCUGGGCCUUUCAGUUUAGGCCCAUUUAGUACCAUUAUUGGUUGGAUAGCAGUUCUUUGGGUCGCGACCAUUUCGGUGCUCUUUUCUUUGCCCGUAGCCUACCCAAUUACUGAUCAAACUCUCAACUAUACCCCCGUCGCGGUUGGAGGUCUUUUUAUUAUCGUGGUGUCGUAUUGGAUUGUAAAUGCACGAUACUGGUUUAAAGGCCCCAUAACAAAUGUUAGUACACAUAGCAAUGUAUGAGCAUGUUUGAUGUUA